CGAUGAGUGCAAGACCCUGCGCAGUGCGCACCAAGGCAACUCGCUUCCUUUCUCCUCUCAACCAAACACAAAGUGUUUACCCUCAGAGUUAUUUUUCAUUGAUCCUAUCCCCGGGGUGUGCUGCUGAAAAUGAAAGCUAGAGAGUAUUGCUGUUGCGCAAUCCCCUUGGUCAAAGCUGGCAUAUAUGCUACGCUGAUCGAACAAUUCUCUCUUGGGAUUAUCAUAGGCACCCUUUCUGUUGGAACGCCUUCCAUUGUUGGAGCAGCAACUCCUUCAUACGCCCCGUUGCUUCUUGCAAUAGCAUGCUACGUAGGUGUUGCAAUUCAAGUUCUUGGAUUCAUAGGUGUAUUCAAGGAGAAACACAUACUUUUCCGUCGCUAUGCUACUCUACACUCCCUCAUCACCCUUGUUGCUUUCGCAAUUGCCGCGGCAUGGGUCAUACUCUCAGCCAGUCGUCACUCGACUGCUUUAACCAACUGCGAGAACAAAUACUAUCCUACAGCGCCCAACGGUAGCAAUACCACCGAGGGUCAAACUGUCUGCGGCAUCAUCACCUGGGUAGACGUCGGGCUGAUGAUCGGUGCUUGGGUCUUCUUUGCUCUUGUUCAGGCAUAUCUGCUUUUUAUUGUUUCAUCUUACGGGACUGCUCAAAGACGGGAUUACGAGAAGUACGAAGCUCUCAAUGAUACCACGAAGCCACUGACGGAUAAUAUUCCGAUGUCUGAUCGUGGUGAUCCUUGGGACUACAGAGCGUCUGCCGAGUACGAGGAUGGCCACGGCUAUAUGCGAAACGCAAGUACGGCAUCGACCAUGAAUGCUCCAUUACAGAAAGAAAGAUACGCUGAUGGUCAAUCUUAUCUUACGCCGACCUAUCCCCCUCAACCUCAGUCGCAAUUUGAGCGGCAACAGUCGACGGCUGGGCAACCUGCACCCACUCAGGCUCACCCCGGUGUGUAUUAAUCCCUCGGUCGCUCAUCACAAUCGCCAUCUGUGGUCGACUUGAA
Messenger RNA from Suillus subaureus, 1004 nucleotides. RefSeq lists its product as uncharacterized. The transcript is spliced from 5 exons. The record is from RefSeq and is a predicted model, not a curated record. NCBI's taxonomy places the organism in Eukaryota, Fungi, Basidiomycota, Agaricomycetes, Boletales, Suillaceae. Bases 130 to 960 code for a protein of 276 amino acids.